AUGGUUUUUGGUAGGAUCACUCAACUUUACACUGCUGCAUCAAAUCGUUUUGGAGCUGCUACACAAUCUUCUCUUCCAUCCCCUGAUGUAGGGACUUCAUUACCAGAUCCCAUCAGUUUUGGUAAUAAUGGACGAAAGAAUGGGUUGAGACACUCAGCGUCUCUCCAAGAAUUCUCUUCCUAUCACGGGUUUGAUCCUGAAGAAGCCAUUCUUGCUCGGCAAAACAUAACUAAUGGAUCUAGCUUCUCCAAGGAAAAGGGAGGUGUCCCUAAUGGGACCAACCCAUCUCGUAAAUGGAUCCGUGCGGUUAUGAUUCUUAUGUACUUGCUUCUGUUUGCUUUCCUAGUGUAUAUAGUCUCCAUGUAUGUGUACACAAACUGGUCUCGUGGAGCGUCGAGAUAUUACGUUAUGUUUGAUUGUGGAAGGACGGGGACUCGUGCUUACGUCUAUCAGGCAUCUAUAAACUACAAGAAAUAUAGUAGUCUCCAAUUUGUUAUGAAGUCUUUGACAGAAGGUAUUUCUAGAAAGACUAGUGUCCGUGCUUAUGAUUGGAUGGAGACAGAGCAUGGUUCGAUAAGCUUGUCAACAACAGAACAGGCUUGA
Eruca vesicaria subsp. sativa (arugula) is the source of this 603-nucleotide messenger RNA. The record is from the annotation of a GenBank genome assembly. Lineage: Eukaryota; Viridiplantae; Streptophyta; Magnoliopsida; Brassicales; Brassicaceae.